Molecule: messenger RNA, 376 nt
Organism: Tigriopus californicus
Lineage: Eukaryota; Metazoa; Arthropoda; Copepoda; Harpacticoida; Harpacticidae
Gene: RpL23
Product: large ribosomal subunit protein uL14
Biological process (GO): translation
Cellular component (GO): ribosome; cytosolic large ribosomal subunit
Molecular function (GO): large ribosomal subunit rRNA binding; structural constituent of ribosome
Source: RefSeq, a predicted model, not a curated record
UUUCUCACCACCGGAAGUCAGUCCGUUUUCGUGCGCUCCGUCGCCCCGUGGCCGCUGGGGCUGGCUCUGGCCUGAUGGCCUAUUCUUUCUUUCUUCAUAGUGGCGCCCCCUCUCCUCCUUCCUUUUUCCCAGUUUCAUCAUGUCGAAGAGAGGACGUGGAGGAUCGGCCGGAGCCAAGUUUCGGAUUUCCCUGGGUUUGCCCGUGGGGGCCGUCAUCAAUUGUGCGGAUAACUCUGGGCGAAAUGAAGGGUUCGGCUAUCACAGGACCAGUCUCCAAGGAAUGCGCAGAUCUCUGGCCCAGGAUUGCCUCGAACGCCGGGAGCAUUGCCUAGAUGAAGUUGAUUACGUGCCGAUUAAUAAAAACGAACAAAACAUC